AUCUCACCGAAAAUCUGGACCUGGCGUGCUUAUGGAUGCUUACAUUUGCUCCCCUCUUUUUGUAUUCUUAAUAUCCUUUUUCUCCCUGGGGUAGCGUUUAGUGGCGCCCUAAGGCUGUGCUUCUAAGUAUCAUUGAGAAGCUAUAAUGCCUAAAAUAGAACUUUUUCUUCUAGAAGACAAGAUAGAGCUCAAGUAUAUUACCGUGAACCACUACCUAACCAAAUGGACAGGUCAAAAGUGGGCAUUGGGAGUUGCCAGUAUUGAAUAUGAUCCUCAUAGAAAUGAACUUCUAAAUGUAAACAGAAUUAAAAGUUUAUCAAAGCACACAAGACGAGAAAGGAGAGCUCGAUAUGAUCGGGGCAAACUUCCUUUUCGAACAGACGCAGACACGGGUUGGCGAAAGGCAGCAAUGUAACAACAUGCUUCCUCCGUGUUACGAUGUGUUUACACUGGGUCCUGAUAUAGGGGAGUUUGGCUACCAAUACGUUCCUACUCUUGAAUUCAAGCUUUCCCCUUCAUCUUGCUCAGAAGAAUCGCUUGAACAUAACCCGGAUGGGUACCACGAACUUCUGCAGAAGCAGAUUGAUGGUCUUCCAGAUGGUUGGAUGAGCUUAGAUUGUUCACCCGAGUCACUACCAAAUUCCCAACCCAGGUUGAGCUGCCCGUGCUUCCCGCAGCACACAUGUACGUCAAAUGGAACGGUAAACACUGGUAAUGCACCCUCCAGUGUGGCCAGGGAAGAUUCAACGCCAAUACCCUCCAUCGAAAUCAAAGCCGAUGAUUUCUUGGAUCUAUACAACGAACGAAUCACAGGAAAUUCCCUGAAACUUGACGGCACAGAGGUCCAACACAGUAGGGAGCGGUCCGAAGCCAUGAGAAAGCAUGAAGAUCAGUGGUCUCCUGCCCCACUGGCGCAACCAUUAUGUGAAUCAAACUCCGAAGAGGAUUCAAACAGGGAGGGAUCUUGGGCCAAACAGGACGCACCAUCUGACAAUGGCAGCAGAUGCUCCAGAAAGAGAUGGCUCGCAUGUCCCUGGUACAAAAAAGACCCACUGAAGCACUCAGGGUGCGCGAAAUACAAGCUGUUGCGUAUCAAAGAUGUCAAGCAACACAUCUGUAGGAGGCAUACGAACCCCAGCACCUACUACAUUCGAGGUAGAAGUUGUACCCCUUCUACCGAGUCGGAACUCGACGGCCUAUCGGAAAAGCAAAGACGGAAGCUGAAUCAGAACGCUAAUCGAGGGAGGAACGACGUGGAACGAUGGUAUUGCAUGUGGGAUACUAUCUUCCCCAGCGAGCCCCGGCCCCUGUCACCCUAUCUCAGCAGCGGGCGGCAAGAAUUACUGCCUCUACUGCGAAGCUUUUGGAACGAGAAGCACCAACAUAUCAUACGCAAAGCACUCCAAGAGUCGCACCGUAGACUGGAGCCGGAGACGAUCCAAAACAUCAUGGAUGCCGUCUUCGACCGGUUCGAAUCAGAGUCAUCUUACCAGGAGUCCGAUACCAACGAGGACUCGGGUGAUGAAUCAUCGGAGACAUCCAACCCCAAGAAACAAUCCCCAGCCAUAGUUGACGGCAUCGCUCAAGAUAACUUGCCUUCUAAACUGGGCGAUACAGACUAUGGUAUACUAUACGAAUCCACAGAACGGCAAGCUGGACACGAGCCUAACUGUGCUUCGGAAUAUUUGAAUAGAAGUCAGGCCGAUAUGUACUUUGGCAUCGGGCUCGGAAACAACCUAGAUCAGUAUAGCCUGAGAUAUUCAUUUUGAGCCACCGUUCCUAAACCUCGCACAAUGAUGGGAAAAGAAAGGUGUCGGAUAAGAGUCUAACUCGUAGAUACGGUUGAUCUCCCUAUUUUUCAUUUGUUUCCCCCUUUCGUUUUUCUUUUUUUCUUUUUCUCCAUCUGGUAGAUAUAGUUGAUAAUUACCUAGGUACUCAACUACCUAGCCGAGGUAGUAAUGAGCAUCUAGAUUAUAGAAAGAAAGACGGCGUCAUCUAGAGAGAGGCAAAAACCUUUUGGGUUCACUUAGAGGUAAAAAUCUAUUUAAAUACUAGCCAGCUCCCUCGUAAGAGGAUAGAAGGCUAGGCGUUAAAUCAACCUAAAACUUCAUACAAAAAAGACACCGAUACUAACUCCGUAUAUGACACCCGUCAAGGGAAUAAGCAUCCUGGCAUUACUAAGGUAAAUACAUUAUAAUGCAGAGAACUAAGUACCAGGUAGGUUAGGUACACAGUAAUAAUCGAAGCAACGUCAAUAGAAGUUUCGCGUGAAGUCGUUAGACAAAACACGUGCCCUUCCCCCCUUUUCACCAAUCCCUGUCUGGAAGGAUCCCGAUCUGGCAUGUGCGUAACCACCACCGAGAUACUGCUCUAUCCAAUAUAUCCGCUACCGAGUUUCACGUUGGCACCGGGUUAUUUAAUAUGCUGGGUACCUACCUACAAUAUGUCGAGUUACCGAACCCGGAUGAAUCCUAGGUACACACCCUCCCUUGGAACCGGAGUUAGCGGACCAGA
Daldinia caldariorum is the source of this 2514-nucleotide messenger RNA. RefSeq lists its product as uncharacterized. Bases 351 to 1769 code for a protein of 472 amino acids. The transcript has 2 exons. NCBI's taxonomy places the organism in Eukaryota, Fungi, Ascomycota, Sordariomycetes, Xylariales, Hypoxylaceae. The record is from RefSeq and is a predicted model, not a curated record.